Molecule: messenger RNA, 468 nt
Organism: Cladocopium goreaui
Lineage: Eukaryota; Dinophyceae; Suessiales; Symbiodiniaceae
Source: the annotation of a GenBank genome assembly
AUGGCGCAUUUUCGUUAUCUUCGUACCUUCAUCGACGAGGAACCACCAGCAGAGGCUAUGGCUCGCUCCAAGAGCCAGCCAGCACUGGGACGCCCAGCGAUGGAAGCUUCAGAGGAGGACACAUUCCAAGCGGACUACACAGUCCAGUUGGAGCAGCGUGCAUUCACCAACUUCCAUCCGCGGCCAGCACCGGCGCCACUUGAUGCAGCGCCCGUGGUGGCCCCUGUCGUGGAGAUAGCAGCAGCAGCAGCAUCAGCAGCAGCAGCUGUGCCACCAGUUACGAGUGACACAGACCGCAGCAAUUGUGGAAGCCGUGGACAUCCGCAGUUGUGCAGGCGUCCAUGCAUCCAUUUUGCCAAAGGAGAAUGCGAAUUGGGGGAUGCCUGUGGAUAUUGCCACUUCACCCAUGCCAAAAGUCCAUCCUUGGACAAGCGGCAGCGGACCAUGAUACGAAAUAUGGACACUUGA